Messenger RNA from Teleopsis dalmanni, 535 nucleotides. RefSeq names its product inactive lysozyme 1A-like. The coding region runs from base 30 to 455 and encodes 141 amino acids. Gene Ontology annotation, molecular function: lysozyme activity. Lineage: Eukaryota; Metazoa; Arthropoda; Insecta; Diptera; Diopsidae. The record is from RefSeq and is a predicted model, not a curated record. The transcript has a single exon.
AAUAACUAGAUUUCAAGCAUUAAAUCAAUAUGAAAUUCGCCGUAGUUCUUAUUGCUGCCUUGGCUUUGGUAGCCCCUGCUUUUGGCAGAACCAUGGAUCGUUGCUCCUUGGCUAAGGAAAUGUAUGCUUUAGGUGUACCAAAAUCCGAUUUGUCAAAAUGGACUUGCAUUGCUGAACAUGAGAGCUCAUACCGUACCGGUGUUGUUGGCCCAACUAACUCAAACGGUUCCAACGAUUAUGGUAUCUUCCAAAUCAACAACUACUACUGGUGCCAACCUGCCAAUGGCCGUUUCUCUUACAACGAAUGCAAAUUGAGCUGCAACAAUUUAUUGACUGAUGAUAUUAAGGAUUCCGUCACCUGUGCCCGUAAAAUCCAAGGACAACAAGGCUGGACUGCCUGGUCAACCUGGAAAUACUGCAGUGGUAGUCUUCCAUCAAUUGACUCAUGCUUCUAAGUUAUUUUGAACUCAAUACCGAUUUGAUAUUUUAACCAUAGUUACUGAAUAAAGUUUCAUUGUUUUUAUAGGAAAAUGUA